Messenger RNA from Magallana angulata, 1227 nucleotides. RefSeq lists its product as uncharacterized. The record is from RefSeq and is a predicted model, not a curated record. The coding region runs from base 1 to 1227 and encodes 408 amino acids. NCBI's taxonomy places the organism in Eukaryota, Metazoa, Mollusca, Bivalvia, Ostreida, Ostreidae. The transcript is spliced from 5 exons.
AUGUAUAACAAUAAUCAGCUUAGUAAAUUGGCAAAUACUAUCAGAAUCUAUGCAGAUCAUUUUUAUGCAUCAGAGGAUGAUAAUUUCAUGGGACAAGUUUUAAGUGAUCAUAUUCCUUCUGAUGAUACUAUUGCUGGAGGGUUAAGAAACUUGUUGAUGGUGUCUGUUGGAGCAAGAUCUCAAGAAUCUUCAGAUGAAACAUUGACAGUUACGUUAAAGGUUUUGAAGAAAUCAAAAGAACUUCAAUCCUAUUGCAACAAAACUUCAAACAGAACCAUGCACUUUUUCAACGUAAUUGGUGGGAAUGGCACAGAAACAUACAAAAUUAGAAUCUAUCAAAAGGCAAGGUUUGACAUGAUCAAGGAGGGAAUGAGCUUUAAAUUCCAAAAUGCACUGAAGAAAACUGGGAACGAACUAUGGAUAACAUCAAGAAGUAUAAUUGCAUAUGCAGCAUCAGUGGAAACCAGUGAAGACAUACAGGUACCAAAUUUACUUGAGAAUGCACCACAACAAGGAGAGCGAAAACUGCUUAAGGAUGCUUUGCAGUCACCAGACAAAUCGGAAGUUACUGGGAAGAUAUUCAAGGUUUCACCAUUGAAGUAUCGUCAGGAAGGUAGUUUAGCAGUGAAAUCAAUCAUGAUCAAAGACACCAGCAGUGUCGCCAAAGUUUGCUUAUUCAACAAGAAUGCUUUGAGUCCAUUUAAUGUUGGGGACACUGUUAAAGUCACAAAUGUUUACCCAAAAGUGUUUCAAACAAGAAAACAGCUAACAACUUGCCCAACAUCUUCCUGUGAGUUUGUUGCUGACAACAAAGUAAACCUUAGUGAUGAAUAUUUUGGUUUUGCGAACCUUGAUCCAGAUUUUUCGGAAGAACUGGAAAAUACAACACCUGAAGAAAUUGUUCUUACUGACUUCACUGAUGUUGAUGUUUACAUCUGUUGUGACAACGCGGCUUGUCGACAAAAAAAAUAUGUAGAAGGAGAGUGCCCAGUAUGCCAAAGGACCAGCAGCUCCAGUAAAACAUUUCGUGUAAAUUUUCUGUUCAGGCGAGGAGAGAAAACAGAUCUCAAGACAACUGUAUUUAAAAGCAUGCUUGAAAUUAUUUUACAAGAAGAGUUGAUAGUUGAUGACAAAGAGGAGCUGAUUCAAAUGUUGAUCAUGAGGCUACCUAUCAGAUUUAAAUCUUGCGUUAGUGCAAAUAACAUGUUUUGCAAUGUUGAAAAGUAA